CCCCCUCCCACUCCCCCAACAUGUCUGGUCCGCCAUCAUCGCGCCAGACCCACAAGGUCUCCCCACCGGUCUCCGCCGCCGCUGAGCAGCACCAGCACUCAAACGGAGCGUCUUCCUCAUCAACACCCGCAGGGCCACCAACUCUCGCUGCGUAUCACCGCCCAUACAUUCCGGGCGAGCCAACAACCAUCACCGAGACAAUCGCCUCGGCCCCCAAUCCGCACAACGCCGACUUCUCCCCCCUCCCCUUCACCCAGGAUGAGACCAUGGACCCUCUCGCACUCGAUGCUGCGGCCGAGGAAGAGCCUGGAUCGCCCACGGCGCGUCUGCUUCGCGCCAUUGCGCCGCCUAACGCUACUCAGCCUAAUCCCAACUGGCCAGCUCCCCCUCCGAACGCGAGUGUCAACCUUUUCAUCGGUCGCGCCCUUUUGUCCAACGGCAACGACAACUGGCCUCUGAAACCAAACGACAUUGUCAACUGGAUCCGGAAGCACUACCCCGAGGAAUGGGACGGCGACGAGGGGCGAUGCUCGGCGCACCGCGUGCGAACCUACCUUGCGCGCAAGGGCGCCGACAUGUACUACGAGAAGCUCAACCAGGGCUGCAUCGCUGGUUGGCGUAUCCGACAAAACCAUCUGUGGCGCUUUGAGAACGGCGGCUUCCAAGGCCGUGGAAUGAAGCAGGAGGAGGCCAUUCUCAAUGCGCAGAAGGAGAACGAGAUGGCUGCUACCGCUGCUCACAAGGCCGCGGCCGCUGCCGCCCUGGCGCAGGGUCACCCUGGGAUCAAGGUGUCAAUGUCGUCGAGUAAUUCAGGCGAAGGCCCACCGGCCAAGCGCCAACGCAAGAUGAACGGCCAGGCGCGCAGAAAGAACCUGAAGAAGGGCGACGAGUUUGACUACGGGUCAUAUGCGUUCCAGCCGCCAACAUCGGCGCCGUCCAUGUCGGCCAACGACAUUCCUCUGGCGGGGCCAAGUCACACGCAGCCCGUCGACCAGUCGCUCCAGGCUGCGGCUGCGGCUGCGGUGGCUGCGGCGGCGGCCGGGGAGACGGACAACACGCCGAUUGGAAGCGCCUCGGAGACGCCUGCCGAGGCGCAGGGCGAGGAGCAUGUCGAGGUCAACAUGGUGCAGCAGGCAAUGGCGGCGGCCAACUCUGCGCAGAUGGACGAGCUCGAGAUGGGCAUGCAGCUGCCCAUUGAGAUGCAGAUGCACUCGACGACGCACGACGACGAGCGCUACGAUUACGGCCAGGGCUAUUAUGCCGGGCAGGGGCAGGUGUACGGUGGGCAGUAGGGGAGUCGUGAUGCGCAGAUGUCCUAGGAUAUGGGUGACGAGCGCGCGAGCAGUACGCGGGCUUCGUUGAUAUGGAUGGUAGAGGAGUAGACUCUGGGUAUAGUCGUAGCGAGCCAUGUAUUAGCAUGUUGCAGUGA
Cutaneotrichosporon oleaginosum is the source of this 1429-nucleotide messenger RNA. RefSeq lists its product as uncharacterized. The record is from RefSeq and is a predicted model, not a curated record. Lineage: Eukaryota; Fungi; Basidiomycota; Tremellomycetes; Trichosporonales; Trichosporonaceae.